This is a messenger RNA of Corythoichthys intestinalis (scribbled pipefish), 1616 nucleotides long. RefSeq names its product creatine kinase, testis isozyme-like. Gene Ontology annotation, molecular function: creatine kinase activity. The transcript has 8 exons. Bases 217 to 1347 code for a protein of 376 amino acids. Lineage: Eukaryota; Metazoa; Chordata; Actinopteri; Syngnathiformes; Syngnathidae. The record is from RefSeq and is a predicted model, not a curated record. Gene Ontology annotation, biological process: phosphocreatine biosynthetic process.
CCGCACAGAUCCCACGCGCCACGCACGUUCCCUUGAAAAGCUUUUGUCGCGUCAGUCGCUCAACACGCGACCCUCUGACACAAGGAACAUUGUAGGACGACAAAUUUUACGCGUUUAUAUAUAAGGCACAAGUUUGCUCCGGCCAAAAACUUGUUUGCGCGAACCUCUUUGCAAAUCAUUCGAGUUUAUUUGUAUUGCUGAAUCAGCUCUAAAGGAAUGGCAAACCGCAAGGCACGGGGGUUGACGGCCGUGGAUGAGUUCCCCGAUCUCAGCCAGCACAAGAACCACAUGGCCAAGUUCUUGACUCAGGACAUGUAUGCCACAUUGAAGGAGAGAACCACUCGCAGUGGCUUCACUAUCGACGGCGUCAUUCAGACAGGAGUUGACAAUCCAGGUCACCCCUACAUCAUGACCGUGGGCUGUGUGGCUGGAGACGAGGAGACCUAUGACGUCUUUAAAGAGCUCUUUGAUCUUGUGAUUGAGGAUAGACAUGGAGGAUACAAGCCCACAGACACGCACAAGACCGACCUCAACCCGGAGAACCUGGCGGGUGGUGACGACUUGGACCCCAACUACGUUAUGAGCUCCCGAGUCCGAACAGGCCGUAGCAUCCGUGGCUUCUGCCUGCCACCUCACUGCACCAGAGGGGAGAGGCGUGCUUUGGAGAAGCUCUCAAUCGAUGCUCUGGGCUCCUUGACUGGAGACCUGACGGGCAAAUACUACGCCUUGAAGAACAUGUCGGAUGCAGAGCAGCAGCAGUUGAUUGACGACCACUUCCUGUUUGACAAGCCUGUGUCCCCUCUGCUGCUGGCCUCCAGGAUGGCCCGCGACUGGCCCGAUGGCAGAGGAAUCUGGCAUAAUGAGAGCAAGACUUUCCUCGUGUGGGUGAAUGAGGAGGACCAUUUGCGUGUCAUCUCCAUGCAGAAAGGAGGAAACAUCAAGGAGGUGUUCACCCGUUUCUGCACUGGACUGGCAGAGAUUGAAGCCAGGUUCAAGGAAAAAGGCCGUGUAUUCAUGUGGAACGAGCACCUCGGCUACAUCCUGACCUGCCCUUCCAACCUGGGCACUGGCCUGCGUGCAGGAGUCCACGUAAAGCUGCCAAACCUGGCCAAGCACGCUGAAUUCGAGGAGAUUCUGAAGAGGCUGCGUCUCCAAAAACGUGGAACUGGUGGUGUGGACACUGACGCUGUUGAUGGAGUUUUUGACAUCUCCAACUCUGACAGAUUGGGAUUCUCUGAGGUGGAGCUUGUGCAAAUGGUGGUGGAUGGUGUUAAACUGUUGGUGGACAUGGAGAAGACUUUGGAGAAGGAGGAGAGCAUUGAUGAGCUCAUGCCUAACCAGAAAUAAGCAAAUGUUCUUUGUGUUCCCUACUUCUAAGAGUUGGGCCCUGAAUGCAGUUUCUAUAUACUGCUUUAUAACAUGUGUGGUUGGGUUGACUUGAAAUAAAAUAAGCAGGAAACUUUUUUUGUUACGUAAGUGCCGACGCCUAAAAAAAUGGUCCCUGGUUGUCACUUUGUUGGUAGGACAGUUAAUAUACGCAAAUGUACAAUGAUGUCAGGAUGGUUUACAAUGAUGUAUUGUUAGUCCAUUAAAGGGCAACUUAAGAGCUUUCCGGA